Corythoichthys intestinalis (scribbled pipefish) is the source of this 10462-nucleotide messenger RNA. RefSeq lists its product as uncharacterized. The record is from RefSeq and is a predicted model, not a curated record. Bases 1549 to 2634 code for a protein of 361 amino acids. Lineage: Eukaryota; Metazoa; Chordata; Actinopteri; Syngnathiformes; Syngnathidae. The transcript has 6 exons.
GUGGGGUUGGUGAUGCGUCCCCUCCUGCCAUCCCUGAAGGCCGGUUGAUGGGCGCGCGGGUGGCCCGGGGGACCACCCUGGGUCCCGGGGGGGGGUGACGGUGGCUCCUUUGCUGGGCGGUUGGAGGAGGGAUGGGCUGCGCGUGGAUCCCCCCGCCCCCCCGCCCGCCCUCCCUCCCCGGGCUGGCUGGGUGUGGGCCGUGGCCCUGGGUUGGUGCCCGCGCGGUCUCUCCGCCCUUCUGCGUGGCUGUCGCGCGCCCGGUGGGGCUUGCGUGCUGCUGGAUGUGGUAGGGCAUGCUCGGGUUGGGGGUUCCGGUGCCGGGAUUGGCGAUGCGGCGGCGUAGGGUUGGUCGCCAACGGGCUUUCACUCAUAAGAGAUUCACACGAUUACUGGGUUCUAGAUCACAGAACUGAUUUGUGUACACUCUACCCCUUUCAAUCACUUAGUUUAUAGUCUUAUAGACACCCCCAUUCUCCUCUUUCACUGGCCAAUAGGCCCCCACAUGGUGUAAACCGGAAAUACAUCUCGCUGACGAUAGCACCAGCAUAUUAGUAGCUAGUUUAGAUGUUCAAUGUAUUUCUUGUUGUUGUUUGUGUAUGUGUUUCUUUUCUUUCUUCUCUUGUAUUUCUUUUCUUCUGUCCCCCCAUAAUCCCUUCCUGUUCGCUGCUUUGUCAUAAUAAAAAGGUAUUUUGAAUGAUCACAAUGGGAGUAUGUCAGACUCUCAAUGUGAAACAUUAAAACUGUUCAGAAUCCGGGCACUUAGACUUCCAUUCUCUGUGUCAAACAGCUGAACAGGACAGGUUUAAAAAAGAAAAAGAAAAAAGGCCAAUGAAGUCGUAAUUCGAUGUAACUUUACGUAAUAAAUUGAGAAAAAAGUUAAUUUGGCCCUCUGUGCGUGAAUGAAUUGGACGUCUGUUGCCGUCAAUGGCCUGCAAUUUGUUCAUUAAUAGGAUUUUUUUUAAAAUCCCACUCGGGGCUGGAAAUGGAGUCUACUUUUGUUUUUAAAUUUCAUGAUUUAGCUUUAAUCUAUAAUGUAUCAAUCAAGGUUAAUAAUAUAUGUAUAAAAUAAUAAUUGAUUUUAUUUAAGUUCAUUUAACAAUAAAAAAGUCACUUGCCCGAUAAAGGGUCUUAAAUCGCAGUCCAGUCGUGACCACACUAAGAUGGCCGCCGAGCCACAGUUUUCGCAUCUAGUUACACGUGUUAUCUAUGUGAAGGCGGCGGAUCUAGCUAGCUGGCUAGCUAAUAAGCUAUCAAAUACGCGGAUGAGCCUGCCUGCCCCCGACUGCAGAGUGCAGACGUUUGUGGCUGGAAAUUGAAGACUCGAGUCUUUGCCCCUUUAUCUCUGUGCGCGACUUGACGUGGCUUAGCCAAGUUCGGCCGAACUUGGGGCCGACCGGCUGGCGAGAUGUGGAGGCGGAGCCGGGGGAGCGAGGCUCUGGAGCGGGCGCAGGCGCUGCUUAAACUGGACGCCGACCGCCGGAGGAACCGCCACCAACGGACGUGCUAGGUAAACACCUAAGACACCAUCUGUUGAUUUGAGGUCAUUUCAUGUUGAUAUUUGGACACUUCCUGUUGAUUUGGGGGCAUUUUUGGGUCGCCUUCCGUCAAUAUCGGCAGGACCACAAGAGUGCAGGAGACCUAGAGUCUGACCCGAGUGAUGCCGCCCCGACCCCGCCGGCAGAGGUGCCGUCGUCCUUGUCGUCGUGCGGAACGGACCCGGGUCCGGGAAGCCGUUUCCUGAAAAAGACUGCGCCCGUCCUCGAGGACAGUUGGCGGCCGACGUCCGAGUCUGUUUCGCGAGCGUCGGCCCGGAUCGAGAGGCCUCGGGUCCUCGACCCCGCCCGCGGGGACACCCCCGUCGAAAGGAGCCAAAAUGCCGACGGUGACGAAGAGGAGGAGGCGGCGGCGGAAUACGACUCCGGCGGCUCUCGGUCUGAGAGCGCGGUGGCUACCGUUUCCGCGUCCUCCGUCCCAUCUUUGUCGUUGUACGAGCAAAGAAGCCUGGGCUCGCUCUCCCCUCCCGAAGACGUCGCCUCACCCCGGAGUCCGGCGCGCUCCCCCGACACGUCCGCCCCGCGGGAGGUCCUCUUCGCCGGAGAAGCCUUCCCGCUCGUUCGGGACCGGGCGUCCGACGCCGCCUCUGACCUAACGGGAGAAGAAGCUCGGACGGCGGGAGACGGCGAGGCGUCCUUUCGGCGGGACCGCUACGAAAGCGAUUUUGAAAGCGUCACGCCGGCGGACCAGGUUUCGGAGCACGCGGCGGAUGAGGACGGACGCGAGACGCCUUCGCGCGGGACGACGACGGAAGGCGAGGACGUGCCGUCGUCGCGGGCCGUCGUGCGCUUCAAAGACGCGGCGGCGCAGACGGACGCCAAGGCGCCUCCGACGAACGCCGAGGCGCCGCCGUUGGGCGGCGGCGCGACACCGGUAUCCACCGACGCGCUGCGGUGCCGGCUGGAAGCCGUGCGGCGCUUUGCCCGGGACGGCCGCAGGGAACGUGACCGCGCGGUCCGCGGCCUGGGGCCCCCCGACUACACGUACGCGACCCUACAGCGCGCCUUGGAGGUGAGUCGUCGUCCUGAUCAAACAGACAACGGAGGCGUGCGCGGAGCACGACCGACCGGCUUUACUUAACAGCCGUAGUUUUCCAAAGAUCAAUUGAGCCACGAGAUGAACUCUGUCUCGUUUGCUCCUGCAGACGAUCCGCCGGGCCAAAGCGAGCGAUGCCCGCACGUGGACGUGAGGGGACGAAGCGGGCCGGGCCGAGCCGAGCCGAAUCUCGCGCGACGACCAAGAACGGACAAACACGAUGGCGCGGUCAUCCGUUUAUUGGAAAACUGGCGGCGGUCAGAAGGGGUCGCCGAAGGGGUAGUCGGGGUGGCCGGCGUCCCGAGGAACAAAGCGGCCGUCCACCUUGGAGAAGGGAAAAGGGCGGAUUUUAGCCGAGCGGCGGUUUCCUCCGGAAAUUCGACUUACUUGGACGACGGGCAGGAUGUAGCGCCACUUUUUGUCCAGCGCCGUCACGUCGCUCAUCUCGUCCGGCGACAGGCUGAAGUCAAAUACCUGUUGUCAUUGCAACUGUUACAAGCCAUAUUUUUCAUCUGAAACUUCAAUCAACAGGAGGCGGAAAAAUCAAAUAAACAGGAAGUCACCCCCAAAUCUACAAGAAGGCUAGGUUCAUACUGCAGGUCUUAAUGCAAUUUUUUGUCCUAUGUUUUUUUGGUAUGCCCGUUCAGACCGCCUCGGUCCAUUGAGCCCGUUCAAGUAUUACACACGCGCACUGAUACACAGUCCAACACACGCUGAGGAAACCGACCCGCAUGCGUAGAAUCAUCAAAACAAAAAAGCUAUAGCUACUAGGCCUGAACGAUAUUGGAAAAAACUAUUGCUGCGAUUUUUUGGGGGGUUGCAAUAUAUUGCGAUAUUAUAUUGCGAUAUCUAAAAAAAAAUAUCUAUAUUUAUAUACAUAUGUAUAUAUUUUUUACAGACAAAUCUAUAUAUAUAUAUGUAUAUAUAUUUAUUUGAAUUGGAAAAAGAUACAUAUUAUACAUAUAUUAGACAUGUUUUUUUUUCAAAUUUUCCCCCCUAAAAUAUGCUUUAAAAAAUGUAUAUGGCUAACUUUAAAAAAUGAUUCACCCGCAUAUUUUAAAAUUUUAAACAAAUUACGUCACAAUGAAAAAUAUGGCGUCUGUAAAAAAGUCACGGAUAUCUACCUCAUAACUUUCGCUAAAUUGUAUUUUUUUUGUUACUGUCGCAUUUUCUCUGCUUUGUUAGAUGAUAAAUAACUUAUCCGAAAAAAGAAAAAUUGGGGGAAAAAACAUUUAACAGGGUAAAUAUAUGAAAAAGAAAACCUCGACUACUCCUUGAUGUCUGCGAUUUCUGCAUUGUGACCCCUGUUAUAGUACCAUGUUUCACCCAUAAGAUAAAAUAAAAUAAUCCAGCUGCGGCCAGUCACAGCUGUGUCUUGACACUCAGUGAUACAUGCGACAUGGAGUUUUUGGAUCGAAACAAGGUAAGUACGCGAUAAUAUCUCAUUAAAGUCAUGGUGUCUGUAAUUCUGCUCUCGCAUGCUCUCACCUCCAGCUAGGGUUUUGCUGUUUAAAAAACAUAAAAAAAAAAACAAAAAAAAACCUCCUGUUAAAAAUUUUUCUUCCCCCAGAAAGUUGAGAUUUUAAGAUUUCCAAUCAUGUACCACACGUGCAGAUCACCAAAUCAUUUUUAAACAAGAAUAAUGUACUGUUGUAGAAAAAUGCUUUGCUUUAUUUAAUGCUUCUGUUUAUCUACCUUGGCUGCAGAAUCACUUCUAGUGUUUAUUUCCAGGACACAGCACAACAGGUGUACAAAGCAUACUCAUUCGUCAGAACACCGGCUGUCACUAACGUUUCCACGCACACACAUUCAUUCCAGCGCACGCUUCCUUCAUGCAACACGUGCUUAACAAGUUAAACGACGAUUGAAAGAUGCGGUGCGUUUGAAGUCCGCCUCUGUGGCAAGAUCAAACACAACCAUCGUUAACUUUAAUAAGCAAGUGCGCAGAGGAACAAAGACCUAGGAGAGGGAGGGAGGGAGUGUGAGUGUCACUAAAGCAAUCAGCUCAGGACAGAGAAAGCAAGGAGCAACAUACUGGUACAUUUGUGGAUUAAAAAUAAAACUAUCGCACGUCCUUGCGAUGGGACUAUUGCACAUGCGCACAUCGCGAUGGCGGUGUUUAAACGAUAUAUCGUUCAGGCCUAAUAGCUACACACUGUGCGUGCAUGACAAACACAUAAGCCUUAUACAGUGGGGCAAAUAAGUAUUUAGUCAAGCACUAAUUGUGCAAGUUCUCCCGCUUGAAAAUAUUAGAGAGGCCUGUAAUCGUCACCAUGGGUAAACCUCAACCAUGAGAGACAGAAUGUGGGAAAGAAAUCACAUUGUUUGAUUUUUAAAGAAUUUAUUUGCAAAUCGUGGUGGAAAAUAAGUAUUUGGUCAAUACCAAAAGUUCAUCUAAAUACUUUGUUAUGUACAGUUUGUUGGCCAAACGUUUUCUGUAACUCUUCACAAGCUUUUCACACACCGUUGCUGGUGUUUUGGCCCAUUCCUCCAUGCAGAUCUCCUCUAGAGCGGUGAUGUUUUGGGGCUGUCGUUGGGCAACAUGGACUUUCAACUCCCUCCACAGAUUUUCUAAGGGGUUGAGAUCUGGAGACCGGCUAGGCCACUCCUGGACCUUGAAAUGCUCCUUACCAAGCCCUGGCUGUGUGUUUGGGAUCAUUGUCAUGCUGAAAGACCCAGCCACAUCUCAUCUUCAAUGCCCUUGCUGACAGAAGGAGAUUCUCACUCAAAAUCUCUCGAUACAUAGCCCCAUUCUCUUUCCUUUACACAGAUCGGUCGUCCUGGUCCCUUUGCAGAAAAACAGCCCCAAAGCAUGAUGUUUCCACCCCCAUGCUUCACGAUGGGUACGGUGUUCUUCGGAUGCAAUUCAGUAUUCUUUCUCCUCCAAACACGAGAACCUGUGUUUCUACCAAAAAGUUCUAUUUUGGUAUCAUCUGACCAUAACACAUUCUCCCAGUCCUCUUCCGGAUCAUCCAAAUGCUCUCGAGUGAACCGCAGACGGGCCCGGACGUGUACUGGCUUCAGCAGGGGGACGUGUCUGGCAGUGCAGGAUUUGAGUCCCCGGCGGCGCAUUGUGUUACUGAUGGUAGCCUUUGUUACUGUGGUCCCAGCUCUCUGUAGGUCAUUCGCUAGGCCUCCCCCCCGUGUGGUUCUGGGAUUUUUGCUCUCGUUCUUGUUAUCAUUUUGACGCCACGGGGUGAGAUCUUGCACGGAGCCCAAGAUCGAGGGAGAUUAUCAGUAGUCUUGUAUGUCUUCCAUUUUCUAAUAAUUGUUCCCACAGUUGAUUUCUUAACACCAAGUGUUUUACCUGUUGCAGAUUCAGUCUUCCCAGCCUGGUCUACAAUUUUGUCUCUGGUGUCCUUCGACAGCUCUUUGGUCUUGGCCAUAGUGGAGUUUGGAGUGUGACUGACUGAAGUUGUGGACAGGUGUCUUUUAUACCGAUAAUGAGUUAAAACAUUAAUACAGGUAACAAGUGGAGCCUCGUUAGAAGUUAGACCUCUUUGACGGCCAGAAAUCUUGCUUGUUUGCAGGUGACCAAAUACUUAUUUUCCACUCUAAUUUGGAAAUAAAUUCUUUAAAAAUCAAACAAUGUGAUUUUCUGUUUUUUUUCCCCCACAUUCUGUCUCUCAUGGUUGAGGUUUACCCAUGUUGACAAUUACAGGGCUCUGUAAUCUUUUCGAGGAGGAGAACUUGCACAUUUGGUGGUUGACUAGAUACUUAUUUGCCCCGACUUGGCCAUGUAGGCAAUACUGAAAUAUUGCUCAUUUGGAGCACAGUAGGAAAUUGAGCAUUAUCAGGCUGAUCCUUUUUUUCAUUUUAUUUUUUUAUGACUGUGGUCAAGCCUGCCUCCUGUGUAGUAAAAGCUUGGCGCUAAGGCUAAUGAACGGCUACAUCAGUGGCAUCUUGCGUGCUGCUCUUGCUCUUUGCUGAUGUAAUUGCUGCAUGAAUUCCAAUUUGGGAGACCUGACAGUUCAGACCGCUGCCACAAUCUGGAAAAAUGUGGCCCAGAUCAGAUUUAAACCACGUACGAAAGUGACCCAGAAAGGAUUUGAAAUGGUCCACUUUUAUGUGACUUGUCCCGUUCAGAUGGUCAAGUAAACUCGAGUCGGAAAAACCCCAAAAACUGAGAUUUGUGCAUUAAGACCCGGGGUAUGAACCUAGCCGAAGUGACCUGAAAAUGCCCCAAAAUCAACAGGAAUGGACCCAAAACAACUUUUUUAAAAAUAUUUAAGUCACCACCAAUAACUAUUUUUGACAUUGCCAUUGCCCAAAGACUUUCUUUCAGCAGUCCUUUUUGGCUAGGUUCAUACCGCAGGUCUUAAUGCACAAUUCCGAUUUUUUUGUCAUAUGAAUUUUUUUUGGCGUGCCCAUUCAGACUGCCUUUGUCCAUUGAACCCGUUCAAGUAUCACUAAGCCUGUCGCACAGUAAAUAAAAAUGAGGGCGGUCAUUUUUUUCACGGCUGCAAUUUAUCGCUGUGUGCAACCGGCACACAUGCGUGUUAAUUGCAUAUGAGACUCCAGUUGCUUUCACAGAUGUUUGUUGGCUAUCAACACGCUGUAGAAUUAAAGUUCAGACAUACAAAAUAAGGAAACACUUCUAUAUUAAACAUUGUAAAACGUGAGCAUUGCUACAUUGAGGCUAAUGGAAAAAGGACAAUGUACUAACCACUUUAGCCCGCUAUAAAACAUUGGCAAUCUUCUCCACAACGCAAAAUUGCGGUUAAAAGGUGACACUUCAAACAUGAAAACUAGCUGGAUUAAAGAAUUUGCAAGCAAUGCCAACAAAUUUAAAAAAUAUGACUGGCACCAUAUGCUUGACGAAAACAAAGUGCACUUUGUUUACUGAGUGUAAAGCAUACGGUUAGUGGCUUAGCAAAGGUACUGCCGCUGAACAUUUCAAAAUAAACGUCAUGCUCAGAUUUUUGGAGGCAAUCGCAUAUACUUUGGAUUCUACACUAAAAUAAAUUUAAAAAGACACCCAUUAUGAAAAAUCUGAUUGGCAGUGAUAAUAUGAUACAAUAAAUAAUCAUUUGGCUUCCAAUUUGUUGCAUGUGCGCAGGACAAGAUGACAGUCAUUUUGGAUCAAAUGAGCACUUUUAAUGGGCUGGCAGACAACAAAAAUGACAUUGGGUUUUCACCUAUUUCAUAUUCUGCACGUAACUAGCUUUAAAUUACUCAUGUAUUGUGUUUUUUUUAAUAUUUAUAAAUCCUAAUAUAGUGAGUGCUUUAUUUAAGAAUGGCAAUUUAUUGAAUUUGAAUAGGUGAUUUAUUAGGAUGUAUUGUCACUAUAUUCGUGGUCGAAUAGGUUAAAAAAAAAAAAAAAAAAAAGGGGCAAUAUCGCAUAUCGGCAAUCAUUUAUGGGACAAUAUUUCGGCUACUAAAAUUUGUUAUCGCAAAAGGCCGAAGUAUCACGCAUGCGCACUAAUUCGCAGUCGGAGACGCGCAGGAGCAUCAAAACUCCCAGCCGUGUAAGCAUUCUUGAAAUAUUGCUCAUUUAGAGCAGGGAGAAAACCGAGCAUUUUCUGCCCUAUCCUUAACCCAUUUGAUUUUUUUAUGACAGUUGUCAAGCCCGCUCCUUCCCCAAAAGCCGUGUUCAAACUAGAAGCUAACGCUAAUAAUGCACAGCUGCUCCACUACCGUAGUGGCCUGUCUGUCUCACUCUUUUCUGAUCUGAUUUCUGCAUGAAUUCCAAUUUUGGAGACUUGACAGUCCAGACUGCCGCCACAUUCUGGGAAAAAAAAAACACAUACGAAAGUGACCCAGAUGGGAUUUGAAACUGUCCACUUCUAUGCGACUUGUCCUGUUCAGACAGUCAAGUGAAUGCCUCAUUCGAUUCGGAAAAAAUCGGAUUCGUGCAUUAAGACCUGCGGUACCAACCUAGCCGAAGUGACCUGAAAGUGACCCAGAACGACUACUUUUGAAUUCGAGUCAUCAUCAACAGUGUUGGGAAUAACGCCAUUAUAAAUAACGUAAUCUAACUCAUUAUUUUUUUUACCGUUACUGACGGUCAAAAGCGGUGAGUUACUGACUCUGAAUAAAUUGAAGAAACUACCAGCCAUAGCGAGUCUGCUCUGUUUAUUUGUCAUCCAAGACUUUGGGUGCGUUCAGGUUCGAGAAUAGCGCACGUACUUCUUAUGACUCCAGGCUGUUUGUCCCUGCUCAUUCAAUUAUGCCCCUUUCCCACUGAAACUAGUGGGUCAACGUGCAUUUUUUCCAAGCCGAUGCAACCCACUAGCAAUUGGCACCUUUCCUAUUGACAAAAAAAAAAAAAAGCCGUCUUUUUUUGUUGUUGUUUUUUUCUCACCCGUCUAACUCCCCACCUCUCCUCAGCCGUGCGUAAGGUUACAUGACGUCACCACGCUAAAAUGCGCGUCGACAAUUCAUUCAGAUCAAGAAGUAAACAAUGCAGAGCAACAUGGAAGCGUCCUUUCCGUUGGUGUUCUCCGUUUUCAUGCUUUUUACUGCCCUCAAUUUGAUCGAAAUGCAACAAAGGAUCAACACUCUGCUUGUGCUGAGGCAACGUAGGCGACGUGAUAAAUGGGAGGCGACUGGCACGUUGUUAUGACGCAUCACGUAAGAGCCUACGUCCCCACGUGGAUUAGGGUGUUGACUGUUGACCCGGGGUUUUGCUUUCACACUGCAUGACGAUCAGAGCCGAGGUGAUUUUAACGCGGGUCGAUUGACACGGGUCGCUGCACCUUUCCCACUGCCACCAAAAGCCAAUUGUUAGUGGGUUGACACGGGUUUUUUGGCCAGUGGGAAAGGGGUAUAAGACGUUGCUUUCCAAAGCUUGCUAACGUUUCUGUGUUUGUUACACCUGAAUGCUAACCUCGAUCCCAUCCCCCACUGUCAGAAUGCUGCUUCCAUCUUGAGGAUGGCAGACACUUUGAGGACAAGGCGACCUGAAUGCACCUCCUGGUUAGAUGCGACAGAAGUGAUUGUGAUUGGCUGCGGGUUAGAGUCAUGUGUCAUGGUAAGCCAAUCAGAGCGGGUGUUUUCACACACAAACCGGAACAGCGCGUGCGGCAAACACACACGCACGCAAAACAGAUGCAGAGGGAUAUGAUGGCAGAGCAUUCAGAGAAAAAUUUGUCCUUUACGUGGUGGAGAUAUAAACACUAUUUCAAGUUGGUCGAAAUGAAAGGAAAGAACGUGCAUGUAAAGUGUCAUUUAUGUCACGGGCCAAAUAUAUAUUUAAAUAAAGAAAUAUUACAAGGUUCUAUAACACAACUACCUGUCUGUUCUUCUCUAUUCAACUGACUCAAAUAGUGCUCAGAAAAUUUCAAAUUCUUUGACAUACAACAAGUUCUUUUUAAAGUAACAGAAAUAGUCACUUUCCCUGGUAACUAGUUACUUUUGCUAUAGAGUAAUUCAGUUACUAACUCAGUUACUUUUUGGAAGAAGUAGUGAGUAACUAGAACUAAUUACUUUUUCAAAGUCACAUGCCCAACACUGAUCACCAAUGACUAUUUUUGACUUUGCCUUGCCCAAAGACCCCAGUGCAGUGGUACCUCGAGAUACCAAAUGAAUUGCUGGCUUUCAUAGGAUUUUUUUUUUGGUACGAUGAAUGGCGCUGGUUACUGUAGAUAUAUACUUCCUUUUAUUCACAGAAAUAUUCAACUUUUUUCUCCUCCAUUAUACAUGUAAAUGGCUUAGUUGAAACACCAAAUUAAAUUUGCUGUCAUGUUUUUGUUUGCAAUGCUUUGUCAUCCCCUAGUGGCACUUCUGCGUAACUCGUUUAUGAGGCUCAUUCGACAGACGUUAUCGCAUGACUACCGGAUUUUCUAACAAACACGGAGACCGGCUAACUGUCUAGCCAUUUCAACUGGCUGUUUGGAAGUUCUUUUGUUUCAUAGUUUUCCUUUUUUUAACU